This is a messenger RNA of Priapulus caudatus, 99 nucleotides long. Its product is annotated as zinc finger CCCH domain-containing protein 18-like. The transcript is spliced from 2 exons. Lineage: Eukaryota; Metazoa; Priapulida; Priapulimorpha; Priapulimorphida; Priapulidae. The record is from RefSeq and is a predicted model, not a curated record. The annotation marks the transcript as partial.
AUGAGAGAGAGGAGCGAGAGGGAGACGCAGAGCAAGAGAGAGCGAGGGCGAGAGAGAGAGAGACGAGAGAGAAAUAGAGAGAGAGAUAGAGAAGAAUAG